AUGGGGGCCGGAGCCGCUUGGACAGGAGCCUUGCCAAAGACGCCCUUAGGAAAAAAUCAGUCAACACGUGUCGAAAGAUACGUCGUGAAGGGCGACUUCUCCCGUGAUAUGUCUAUGUCAACAAGGAGUGCGAUCACGGCGCCACAGCUCCAAGGUCGACGACAGGGGACGACGUCAAUACCUAGCCUUUCCAAAUGUCUACCUCAAUUAAAAUCCCCAUAUAAUCCGUGUCCAUCUGUCAUGGUGAGGAAGAAAAGAACCGGCCCUGGAGAGAGUUCUGGGGAGGCUUCUGGAGCGCCUGGGCAGGGCUCCUCACAGCGUCCUCAGGCAACUCAACAGGGUGCCAGUGGUGGAGGGCAACACCAGGGCCGCGGUGGAUAUCAGGGCCGUGGAGCGCCGCCUUCACAGCAACCAGGCGGUGGGCCACCUCAGUAUCAACCGCGUGACUACCAGGGACGUGGUGGAUAUCAGGGACGUGGCGGUCCACCUUCACAGCUUCCUGCUGGCGGGCCGCCUGAGUCUCAACCGCGUGGCUAUCAGGGCCGUGGUCGAUACCAGGGCCGUGGCGGCCCACCUUCACAGCAUUCUGGUGCGGGGCCACCACCUGGGUCUCAACCGCAUGACUACCAGGGACGUGGUGGUCCGCGUCCCAGAGGGGGAAUGCCGCAGCCAUACCGUGGCGGGCAUGUGGGAGGUAGUGUUGGACCAAGUGUUCCUUCAGGUCCAUCUAGACCAGUUCCCGAGCUGCACCAAGCCCCAGAUGUCCAACAUCAAGCCCCUGUGGUGGCAACACCAUCACCACCGGGAGCUGGCUCGUCCUCGCAGCCUAGGAAGGCCGAGGUGAGCACUGGACAAGUCCAGCAACAGCUUCAGCAACUUGCGAUUCAUGACCAAAGUUCAGCCAGCCAAGCUGGUCAGGUGGCACCAGCAUCAAGCAAAGCGGUUAGAUUCCCAUUGCGCCCUGGCAAGGAAAUGCAUGGGUCCAGGUGCAUCGUGAAGGCAAAUCAUUUCUUUGCUGAGCUGCCUAAUAAAGACCUUCACCAAUACGAUUUUUUAUAUGAGAUUUUUGAUAACCAGCCUAUUGCCAUCAGACACUCCCAUUUGGAUGGGCGUCUGCCUGCAUACGAUGGAAGGAAGAGUCUUUAUACAGCUGGAGCAUUGCCGUUUACUUCGAAGACAUUCGAAAUUACUCUGCAAGAUGAGGAAGACAGUCUUGGUGGAGGCCAAAGGCGCCAGAGGGUAUUUCGGGUGGUGAUCAAAUUUGCUGCUCGUGCUGAUCUCCACCAUCUGGCUAUGUUUCUAGCUGGGAGGCAACCAGAUGCUCCUCAAGAAGCUCUUCAAGUACUUGACAUUGUGCUACGUGAAUUGCCUACUGCCAGGUAUUGUCCUGUUGGUAGAUCAUUUUAUUCUCCCAACUUAGGGAGACGUCAGCAUCUUGGUGAUGGUUUGGAAACUUGGCGUGGUUUCUACCAAAGCAUAAGGCCCACACAGAUGGGUCUUUCUCUGAAUAUUGAUAUGUCCUCUACUGCAUUUAUUGAGCCCCUCCCUGUGAUUGAAUUUGUUGCUCAGCUUCUUAACAGAGAUAUCUCAGUUAGACCAUUGUCUGAUUCUGAUCGUGUGAAGAUUAAAAAAGCCCUACGAGGUGUGAAAGUCGAGGUCACACACCGUGGAAACAUGCGUAGGAAAUAUCGGAUAUCUGGCCUUACUUCACAGGCAACAAGGGAGUUAUCAUUCCCUAUUGAUGAUCAUGGUACUGUUAAGACUGUGGUGCAAUACUUCCUGGAGACUUAUGGCUUCAGUAUUCAGCACACCACUUUACCUUGCUUGCAAGUGGGCAAUCAGCAAAGACCAAAUUAUCUGCCUAUGGAGGUCUGUAAGAUAGUUGAGGGACAGCGUUACUCAAAACGGCUUAAUGAGAAACAGAUCACUGCUCUACUGAAGGUGACUUGCCAGCGUCCCCAUGAGCGUGAGAAAGACAUCUUGCAGACUGUUCAUCACAAUGCCUACUCUGAGGAUCCUUAUGCCCAGGAAUUUGGUAUAAGGAUUGAUGAGCGUCUUGCAUCCGUUGAAGCUCGUGUUCUGCCUCCCCCAAAGCUGAAAUACCAUGAUAGUGGCAAAGAGAGGGAUGUAUGGCCAAGAGUUGGCCAGUGGAAUAUGAUGAAUAAGAAAAUGGUCAAUGGUGGUAGAGUUAGCAGCUGGGCAUGCAUUAAUUUCUCACGAAAUGUGCAAGAUGGUGCUGCCAGGAGUUUCUGUCAUGAACUGGCUUUGAUGUGCCAAGUAUCAGGAAUGGAUUUUGCACUUGAACCUGUGCUGCCCCCUUGCUAUGCGAGGCCUGAACAUGUUGAAAGAGCAUUAAAGGGACGCUAUCAAGAUGCCAUGAACAUACUCAGGCCUCAGGGCCGAGAACUUGACUUGCUGAUUGUAAUACUGCCUGACAAUAAUGGUUCUCUUUACGGGGAUCUCAAAAGGAUCUGUGAGACUGAUCUUGGAUUGGUCUCCCAAUGCUGUCUGACUAAACAUGUUUUCAAGGCGAACAAGCAGCAGUAUCUUGCAAAUGUUGCCCUGAAAAUAAACGUGAAGGCUGGGGGAAGGAAUACGGUACUUGUUGAUGCUUUGACAAGGAGGAUCCCCCUUGUCAGUGACGUACCAACUAUUAUCUUUGGUGCUGAUGUGACCCAUCCCCAUCCUGGGGAAGAUUCUAGUCCUUCCAUUGCAGCUGUUGUUGCUUCUCAGGACUGGCCUGAGGUUACCAAGUAUGCAGGAUUAGUGAGUGCUCAAGCCCAUCGCCAAGAAUUGAUACAGGAUCUUUUCAAAGUAUAUCAAGAUCCCCAAAGGGGAUCUGUCUCUGGUGGCAUGGUCAGGGAACUUCUCAUUUCUUUCUGGCGGGCAACUGGACAGAAACCAAAGAGGAUCAUAUUCUACAGGGAUGGUGUCAGUGAGGGACAGUUCUACCAAGUUCUGUUGUAUGAACUUGAUGCCAUUAGAAGGGCCUGUGCAUCAUUGGAGUCGGAUUACCAGCCUCCGGUUACUUUUGUUGUGGUCCAGAAGCGUCAUCACACUAGGUUGUUUGCUAAUAAUCACAAUGACCCACGUGCUGUUGAUAAAAGUGGAAACAUACUGCCUGGUACUGUGGUGGACUCAAAGAUCUGCCAUCCAACUGAAUUUGAUUUCUACCUCUGUAGCCAUGCUGGCAUUCAGGGAACAAGCCGCCCUGCCCAUUAUCAUGUUCUGUGGGAUGAAAACAAAUUUACCGCUGAUGGGUUGCAAACUCUCACCAACAACCUGUGUUACACGUAUGCUAGGUGCACUCGCUCAGUAUCAAUCGUACCUCCCUGCGUACUAUGCUCACCUGGCAGCCUUCGAGCUCGCUUCUACAUGGAGCGGAUACCACUGACAGUGGGUCUAUGGUGGCGGUGCUACGCCAAGCCGUGGCCCUCCACCAGAGGCACGCAACACCAGGGCUGGUGUUGGGAAUGUUGCUGUGAGGCCAUUACCUGCCCUCAAGGAAAAUGUGAAGCGCGUCAUGUUCUACUGCUAAGAUUGACGCUGCGCUCAUGCUUUUACCUAAGGGAGUAUUUUUCCAAGUACCUGCACUGUUUUGGUGAUGCUGGCACACCGUUAUGCACCGCCGAAGUUAAUAAUCAGAGCUAUGAAUUGUAG
Miscanthus lutarioriparius is the source of this 3660-nucleotide messenger RNA. The record is from the annotation of a GenBank genome assembly. Lineage: Eukaryota; Viridiplantae; Streptophyta; Magnoliopsida; Poales; Poaceae.